UCGGAUUCCUUAAAUUGGCCCGGACAGCUGUCAUGCGGGUUUGCGUCGUUCAUGGGCACCACUGGGUGACUGGGCUUCCCCUCGAACAAGGAGCACGCUGCUGGCGCAGGUGCUGGCGAUGGCGUACGGCGUUCAACACUCCGUCAUUAUUGCCCUACCUCUUGGCCACCCGCGAGGCAACUUGCGCGAACUCAACUUCCUAUCGGGGCAACUUUCCUAGCCUCGACGUCCUGCCCUAAGCCUGCCAUUGGGCAGGGCGGGGGAGGUCGAGUCAGAGGAGUCGCCCACAGGCCGGGUUCCCACGCGCACUCCCCACACUUCACGUAAAGGCGCGUCUCCAGCGGCCAGGAUGGCACCAUGGGCACUGGCCUGGCUCCCAGCCGUUACCCCUCGGAGCCCCUCGCGCCCCUCGCGCCCCACCAAAAACGCCAAACGAGCUGCAAGGCGCCACUCAGUGCCCCCGCUCGCUGCACCCUUGCCCGAGCGCAACCCCGAGGUUUUAACGGCGGCCUUAUCGUGCUGGAAUUGGCUUAUCGCUGCCACACCUCCGACAGCAACUCGGCCGGAUCUCACCCGCCUAUUCAGCCAAAUGGCUCAACAACCUUAAAUCCAAUUAUUCCCAUGGAGGAAGACACAGGCAGGGUCUGGCAAUCCGAUGCCGUGAGGCAGGGCUCCCUCGAGACUCCAUGUCGUCAGUGACUUCUUGCAUUGGGAAUUUGGGCGCGGGCCCGUCGGCGAGCUGCCUUUCUCAGAGCCAAUGGGCGGUGUUGCGAGGCAGGGGAAGAAAAGGCCGACAGCGGGGUAUCGGAGCCGAUAGGAGAUUCGAUAGGCUUUGGCCGGCCGGCAAUCGCACAACGCCGGUGUCGAGACUCCAGCUUGGAGCAGGCAGGCAGGAGGAAGGAAGAUGGUCAACCCGAUGACAAUUAUGGGAGCGCAAGAUACCCAUCCUGUAUUAUACCGAGAUAAACGGCUCGGACGGCACUGUGUAUCAGCAAUCGAAAGAAAAACCCGUGCGGUCUUGCCAUUC
This is a messenger RNA of Hyaloscypha bicolor E, 1027 nucleotides long. RefSeq lists its product as uncharacterized. The transcript has a single exon. Lineage: Eukaryota; Fungi; Ascomycota; Leotiomycetes; Helotiales; Hyaloscyphaceae. The record is from RefSeq and is a predicted model, not a curated record. The coding region runs from base 350 to 607 and encodes 85 amino acids.